AUGUUUAAUUGUUUUUUAUGUACUGAAAAUAAAUUUACUUCUACAAACCAGUAUAUAUGGCAUCUAAAGGUUUAUCACAACUUAGAUUCUCAAUCACUUUAUACAUGCAAACAGGAUAAUUGUUUUAGAGAUUUUCUCGGCUUACAUAAAUUUAGGCAACAUUUAAAUAGAACACAUGCAAAUAAAAGUAAUUCAAUUACACAACUGAACGUAGAAAUUGAUGGACCUUUAGAAAAUGAUUCAGGUAGUACGGCUUUUGAUCCAAAUAUUACAAAUGAAAAUAGUUUUGGAAAAAAUAUAAUUAAUUGCACGUUUAAAGAUAUUGUUACAAAUAAUGUUUCAAGUUUUAUUGCCAAGUUAUAUUCAAAGCCAAAUGUAACUGAGACAUUACUUCAAGAAAUAGUUGAAGGAGUUAAUGAAUUAUUUUCCAAUGAAAUUAUAACUCAUUUAAAAAAAAAAGUUUUUUCUGUUUUAACUAACUAUGAUACUUCUAAAAAAACUGAAAUAGAGGAAAUGUUUAAUGUUCUCGAAAAUCCUUUUUUGGAGUUCAAAACCAAACAUUUGCGAAUAAAAUAUUUUGAAAAUCAUAAUUUAUUUUUUAAACCCACAACAGUAGUAGUUGGUUAUAUGAAACAAAAAAAAAAAGUUGAAGGAAUUGAUCGUUUAUUAAUGGUACCUGUUCAAGGUCAUUUAUUAUCUUUUAAAAGUAAUUUAAAAUCAUUUUUUGAACUGCCAGAUAUAUACGAAACUGCCCUAAAAUUCACCAAUGAUUCUUUAAGCAGUACAGGUAUAUUAACUUCAUUUUUAAAUGGUUCCACAUGGAAAAAAAUUAAAUGUUCAUUUUCGGAUAAAAUUGUGUUUCCCAUUUUUUUAUACUACGAUGAUGCAGAAAUGGGUAAUCCACUUGGUUCCCACUCUGGAAUUCAUAAGAUGGGAUGUGUAUAUUAUACAGUCCCCUCUCUACCACCAGAAUAUCUUUCAUCGUUGGAUAAUAUUUUUGUUGGUUAUUUAUUUCAUUCCCAAGAUCGAGGAACUUUUAAAAUAAAUAAUUAUGAUAUGUAUAAGGCGCUUAUUAAAGAGUUGAUAGAUUUAGAAACAAAUGGCAUUUCUAUAACUGUAAAUUUUAAAACCUAUCAAAUUUAUUUUGCUCUUGGAUUAGUCCUAGGUGAUAAUUUAGGACUAAAUUCAAUUCUUGGAUUUGUUGAGAGUUUUUCAGCCAAUCACUACUGCCGAAUUUGCCGUUCCCCAAAAUCGGAUAUGCAAAAAAUGAUUUAUGAAUCCUCUGAGACUCUUAGAAAUGAAAUAAAUUAUGAUACAGAUAUUAAUUUAGCUGAUAGUUCACAAACUGGUUUAAAUGAAUAUUGUAUAUUUAACAACGUUCCCAGCUUCCAUGUAACAAGAAAUUCAGUUAGUGAUUUUAUGCAUGAUAUCACAGAAGGGGUCGCUCGUUAUGAUAUGGCUUUCAUCAUAAAAAAUCUAAUUGAUUUAAAAUAUAUAACUCUUGAGAUUAUGAAUAGUCGAAUAGAAUUUUUUAAUUAUGGUGUAACUGAAAAUAAAAAUUCUCCACCGGAAAUAAGUUCUACUCACAUAAUCAACGGAUGUAUAAUUAUGUCUUCUUCAGAAAUGCUGUGUUUAGUGAGGUACUUUGGUCUUAUUAUUGGUGAGUUAGUGCCUAAAAAGACUGAAGUCUGGCGUUUAUAUAUUUUACUACGUAAAAUAGUAGAUAUGUGUAGUGCUCGACAAAUACAACCAGAGUGUUCAGUUCAGUUACAAGCAUUAGUAGCUGAACAUAAUCAAUUAUAUUUGUCAAUAUCUAAAGGCACCCUUAAACCCAAAUAUCAUUUUCUGGUACAUUAUGGCCAACUGCUUCUUAAAAAUGGACCGCUUAUUUUAACUUCUUCCAUUAGAUUUGAAGCAAAACAUAAAACAGUAAAAGCAAUUGCAAAUGCUGUAUCUAAUCGAAUUAAUUUAGGUCAUACACUAUCUAAUAAAAUACAAUUGCAAAUGAUCAGUCGCUUUUUAUCUAAUUCAGGUUUAAAACCAGACUUAAAUUAUUCAUCUGGUUCCCAUGUAGUAUCCCCUUUUAUUGAGUUUCCAUCAAAUAUAAUUUUCAAUCUACCACCAGAAUUCAAAUGUAAUUCAUUCUCUCCAGUUUGGUUGGAAUAUAAAGGUUUGAUGUAUAAAAAAGAUAUGCUAUUAGUUUUAGAAAUAAAUUCUGCUGCUGGAGGCUGUUUAUUUGGGGAAAUCUAUAAAAUGUUGGUCAAUGAAACCAGAGUUCCUUAUUUUAUAAUAAAGCCAAUGUUGACUGUUGGUUUUGAUGAACAUUUUUGUGCCUAUGAAAUAAAAAAUAAUUCAAACUCAAAACUGAUUGGGUGUUAUAUGCAUGAAUUACCUGAUACAACGCCAACUAUUGCCAGAGUUCUAGGCAAUGGUAAACUUUAUGCCUCAUUGAGGUCAGGUGCAUAA
This is a messenger RNA of Macrosiphum euphorbiae (potato aphid), 2466 nucleotides long. The record is from the annotation of a GenBank genome assembly. NCBI's taxonomy places the organism in Eukaryota, Metazoa, Arthropoda, Insecta, Hemiptera, Aphididae.